CUAGACCACAUCAUCAAGAAUAGCAGCUCUUUCCCUUCAUCUGAAUGGCCGCACUUCAGUGACACAAUCUACCUGUCAACAUGGCUCGUCUUAAGAAAGGUAAGGUGGGCGCAAGUGUUGCGCGCGCAACACCGUACCCUGCUAGCAAGCCUCCAAAGAACACCGCCAACAAGGAGAAUGCAUCGCCUCAGGACAGCGCGUCGCCAGCUGCCACACCUCCGCUCACUGCGGAAGAUAAGCCCGCCUUGAAAAGCAACCCUGCUGCAAAAUCUGAACCUGCUGCGAAAAAGGACGCUGCUCUAAUGAAGGUCACCGCUGCCAGUGCGCAUCCAGACCUGCCAGACAGCUACCUCGACAUUGAGCUUGAAGAGGCGAUUGGCUUUUUUGGCGACAUCGAGGUCCCCUGUUAUGAGAAUGCCGCGACGGUUCGGCGCAAGCUGAACACGCUAGUUGGCAGCAAAGUCCAGAUCCCUGGCACAAACAAGGUAUUCAACAAGACCAACCUCUCCAACGCACUGUGCGAAAUUGCCCAGGAACAUCCGCUCAUCAUUCCUUCGUCGGCCGGCACACGCAGCGAAGGGCCCUCUGUGCGUGCACUCACUACCUUCCUCAAGAAGAGUGGCAACAUGGCUGGCGGAGACAGCCAGACCUUCUACUACGGAACAAUGCUGCUAGAGAAGCUGCGAAUCUGGAACGGCGAGAAGAAGAGCAAGGCGAGAGAGAAGGCAGAAGACGAGUUUCCAAGUGGCCGAAGGCGCAUUGAUCCAGCAACUGCCAGACUUAUAUGUUCAGUGAAAGACGUGCCCACGAGAGCUGAGAUGGCGAACUUCAGGCGCUGAGCGGAUGGCAGGUAGUGUUUUCGACUGGGUUGUAGAGCCUCAUCCGCGAUUCUGCGGCUAUGGAAGGUAGACAGUGGCGACUUGUUAUCUUGUAAUUGGUAGUCUUUAUAGCGCAGUACGUACAAGCAACGUUUGUUAGCUGCACUUGAAGAUGAGGGUGCAAGGUUUGUGGAACCCAAUUGCGGGGCCGGCUCUACAACACGGCGC
Molecule: messenger RNA, 1046 nt
Organism: Boeremia exigua
Lineage: Eukaryota; Fungi; Ascomycota; Dothideomycetes; Pleosporales; Didymellaceae
Exons: 3
Coding region: 81-839 (252 amino acids)
Source: RefSeq, a predicted model, not a curated record